UUGUCACCAAAAAAACGAUAUCAUUAUGAUAUUAAUGGAUGAAGAUUGAAUGACACCUGGAUGUUCAGUGCCAGUGGCUCGAAGAUCAAUCGGAUUUGAAUGGCGCACAUCAUAGGAAUGAUAAUUUCAAGAGUUGAAAAAAUUAAAUUCCUUUUUCUCAUGAGAAUUGCUUUCCAGAGCAAUGUGAAAUAUUCCAACCAACAACGAACGAGUCGGGGAUCCCUCCAGGUCCACAAGGCGUCCAUUUUCCAAUCACUUGUUUAAAGAAUUAAUUUGUUAAUCAUGUUAAUCAAUCAUUCUUCAGGGUUGAGACACGUUUAAAUUGUUAUUGACAGAAGUUUGCCGGUGUCAAACCACCAGUUGACAGUCGAGAAUUCGAAUCUCUGAAUAUUUUCCAGGAUUAUAUCUACUGAAUAUUAAAUAUAAUCUUCGGGGAUCGAAGGGUAAAAGGUAAAAGGAAUCAUUCAGAAGAGAUCUACAGGAUGAACCUCGUGGAGGCUGUCACGAGAGUUUCACGUCUGAUUGUCGACAUGACGUUUUUAUCCUUCCAAGUGACUCUAUCUUUAUUGACAGCUGGUGUCAGAUGUGUCAUUCCACCUUCCAGGAAGAGUCUCCUAGGUGAAACAGUUCUGGUUACCGGUGCUGGUCAUGGAAUUGGAAGAGAGCUGGCUAUAAAACUUGCUGAAAUGGGCUGUAUAGUUGUCUGCUGGGAUAUUGAUAAGGAUCGUAAUCUAAAUACGAAGAAUGCUAUAAUCGAAGCCGGAGGAGAAGCCUACGAUUUCGUCGUGGAUGUAUCGAAUAGAAUAGAAGUGCGAGAGGCUGCGAGAUUAAUGCGAAAAUAUCGAGUACCAAAUGUGACAAUUCUGAUAAAUAAUGCAGCUGUACUCAUGCAGAAAUCAUUCGCUGAUCGUGAUGUUGAUGAUGUCGAGAGGACAUUUGGAGUUAACGUUUUCUCUCAGUUCUGGACCAUUGAAACAUUUCUACCAAUUAUGCUGCAGAAUAAAAAAGGUCACAUCGUAGCUAUUUCCAGUCUCUGUGGAGUCUAUGGUGUGUCUCAAAAAAUCACUUAUUGUGCAUCGAAAUUCGCGAUUCGAGGAUUAAUGAAGGGACUUCGAGAAGAGUAUAAGGCCCAACAAUUUAUUCACUUCACCACAAUCUACCCCUUCUACGUAGCCACUGGUCUAGCCCAGGAUCCAAAAUACAGGUUCUCAUGGAUUUUCGGUGCGAUUUCACCGGAAUAUGCAGCUGGGGAAAUAGUGAGGGCAGUACAGAGGAAUUAUAACGAGUAUAUCAUCCCAAAAUGGCUUUGUCCUCUGAAUUCCAUCCUAGGGAGUCUUCCACAGUCAUCGGUGGAUUUAAUCAUUAAUUUUCUAUCUCGCAAAAAAUGUUGAGUGAUUUAAGAAAUGAGUUUCACCUGAAUAUGACGCAGGAAAUAUUAUUCUUCCUCUUCAUACAGGCAAAUGAGGUUUUUAUAAUAAUUUUCUGUGAAGAAUAAUUAGAAAAAAAAAUCACGCUUCUUUCGAUCGAUCCCCUCUCAGAUUAUUUCUCGGAAUAUGCGAUUGCGUGGCGAUAGGAAAAUUAAUCUACACUGGAGUAAUUAGACGUAUUGUUACUACAAAUCGUUCAUUAAAUUAUUCAGCAAAUUUCCAUUUCCAAUCAUGAGUAUCCAUUGGUUAUUACACUGUAAUCAGAGUCUAAUGUGAAUUUUACACGUGUCAUUCAAUACAAAUGUGAGAACUCAUGCAUAAACCGAUAUUUAAUGUAUAAUGUUUAAAAAUUGAAAAGCGUUACAUAAAUGCAUUACAAAAUU
Molecule: messenger RNA, 1810 nt
Organism: Fopius arisanus
Lineage: Eukaryota; Metazoa; Arthropoda; Insecta; Hymenoptera; Braconidae
Gene: firl
Product: short-chain dehydrogenase/reductase family 16C member 6
Exons: 8
Coding region: 483-1391 (302 amino acids)
Cellular component (GO): lipid droplet
Molecular function (GO): oxidoreductase activity, acting on the CH-OH group of donors, NAD or NADP as acceptor
Source: RefSeq, a predicted model, not a curated record